AUAAGGUGCGUCGGCGUUGUAGAAGCCGUUGAAAAGUGUUUCUGAUUGAAAGCAGUUGGAAAGUGUGACACGUGACGGAUUUACGGAUUAGAUAAGUGAGUGAUCAAAUUUGCUGGAGAUGUUCUAGCGGCGAUUUGCUGCGCUUUUGAAUAUCGUCAUUUCAGCCACUCAUAGCUCGCUGCGCUCUUGUCUUUUCUGCCGUGGGCGAUCUUCGUUGGUCGGCAUGGUUUCGUUGGACUAUGCGACUUUACGCUCUAGCAGCUAAUAAUGAUGCAUUUCCAACACAAUAUCAAGCAACUGUAGUUCAGUCAAAAUCGAGAUACCGUUUCGAACGGAUGAAAAAUACGGCGAUCGUCGCGCAAGCAAAACAAUUUACAACGAUUAUUGAUAACAACAAAGAAUAAGCUUAUAUAGCGUGGAAAAAAUUAGAAUUCAAUUACAAAACAGAAUACAGAAAAAAAAAACGAAAAGUAAUCUAGCUACAUUUUACGUGCUUUUUUUAAAAGAAAUAUAUUUAAAUUUUUAUUUGUGUGUGUGCAACAGUCUACGAAUACAAAGUGUUUAGUGUAAAAAAAUAUAUAAUAAAAUCCAAUCAAGCACAACCAAAACACAACGAUAUGGCAAUAAAAAUCACAAAUUUAUUACAAAGUCAACGUUAACGAGUGUUAAAUAAGAGAAAUUAAAAAAUAUAUUAAGGUGAAGUAGCAGAAAAAGAAACAAGUGGAUUUGUGUAAAAGUGUAGAAGUGUUGCAAUAAAGCAGAGAGUGUUAAUCGUAAAGAUCGGCCGAUCGGCGCCAAUAUUUGAAUUUCGAAAUUUCAAGUGCGAAAUUUAGAAAUAGCAAGCGAUUUAGUGGCUUUGUGUGCUUAAGCUAUAGGAAAACAAGGUUAAAAAUAUUGUGACCUCAUAACGAAAAAUUGGUAAGCAGCGCGAAUUCCAAUAGUAAUAACAGUUGUUGCGUUUUUCGGCAAGAAAAUGUGCUUUGGAAGCAUUCAACUUAUUAAAGCAAACGCUCGCAGCUGUUGAAUUUUUCACAAACAACAAAAUCUAUUAGCUUUAAUUGGCAGCUGAUCAAACCUAAAGAUCAAGCGACUUUCAAAAAACAACUUAAUUAACAACAACAACAAAAUAUAAGCCAGCAACAACCACGUUACAACGAGUUGAGCGACGCUGCCGCUAUAUAUGAAAUAUUUAAAUGAGCUGCAACAACAACGGCAUACAGUUAUAGCGACACCGCACAUAUCGAACACAUGCCAUGAUUACCAGAAUACAAGCAGCAGCAACUAGAGUAAUAACAAGAACACCUAUAUGUAACGGAUCUAAGUCAAGAGCAAUGCAACAUCACACGAAAACAGCAAAUUCAACGACCACAAUAACAACAACAAUAGCUGGUCAGCUGCAAAAACACAUGACAGCACACACGAUGGACGCUACGACGACGAGGACAAGGCGCGCUGCAACAACAUUGCGCCGUUGUAGUAUGGCCGCUUUGCAGGUGUUGGUGCUGGUCUGCGCCUUGCCACCGCCCUUGCAACCGUUGCGCUCGACGACGCAGCGGUGGGCGGGCGCCGUCGAGGCGUUGCCGAUUACCUCGAAGCCCAUCGAGGGCACUGCUGAAAAUCUUGCCUGGCAGGCGUGGCUCAUGUUGCCACCCGAACAGAAGCAGUUGGAGAAAUCGCGAAAAGUAACACCGAAAUCGAUAUUUUCGCUGCCGUUUCGCGACUGUCCGCCCGGCCAUCAACUCUUCCAGUCACGUUGCAUACCAACCGUGAACAUCAAUCAGAGUGACUUGCUGACACAGCAGGUAUUGGGCUUGUUUGGCGGCAGUGUUGGGGGCGCAACAGGCGCUGACAAUGCAUACGAAAUCGAUUACGGUGACGAGGAGUACGAUUUGGGUUUGGGUGAAGGCGAACCGGUGAUGAUGUACGAAGCGCCGCAGCCCUUCAACGGUGGCCUUGUGGUGGGCGCGAGCAAUACACAGCAACCGCCAGCGCGUGAUGAGCCGUUGAAAUUCAAUCUGUUUGAGCAAAAAUUUCCAACCAACGAUUAUGAAGCGGAUAUGAGCAGUGGUGCGAUGGAGGGCAGUGGUAGCGCGCGGCCAUUGACUGAAUUGUUGGCCGCGAAUGGUUCGGAAGGUGAGCGCGUUGGUGUGGCCGACAAUGACAAUGAUGCUGGCGCAACAUUUUUCAAUUCAACACAGUUUUUAGAUGCGGUGCAAGGAUUUUUUCAGCGCAAUGUUGUAGCUUCGCAGAACGAAAGCAAUGCAACAACGACAGCGGUGGCGGGAAGUAAUGCUAACAUCACAGACCACAAUACUCGCGCAGUAAAUGGCAGCCAAGUGCUGGCUGAUUUGUCUGCGGACGGCAGCAAUGUGCCGGCAUUCGCAGACGGCGAUAUCGAUGCGAUUAUAUUGCCAGCCGUGGGCGCAGGCACUACCGUGAAAACGUUUAGUGGUUAUGCUGGCGACCUUGAACCGCAGCGCAUAUCACUGUUCAAGGAUGACAGCAGUGUACACCUGGUUACAACGGUAAUUGCGCAGCCAGCCAAAGAUGAACGCGCAGGCGGCGAAGACGCGGAUGCUGGCGACUUGGUGGCAGCGGCGCAACAACAAGAACACAGCAUAGCACAAUUUUUACGCGCCGAUGCGCUCUUGCCCUUGAGCAGUGUUGCGCCUUAUAUUACCACAACAUCAACAACAACAGCAACUACUCCAAAUACACAUGAUGCCGGUCAUGCACCAAAAACGUCGUCAAUGCGCGCCAAAGAUGAACACCCACGCAGCGUGACGCCGCAUAAGGCGUCAACUGCCGCAAACAAUACCGACGCGCAGGAAACUAGUUUCAUAACCACAACCGAGCCGGAGGGCACUACAAACUUUCAAAUCGACGAAACUACUGUGAUAGAGGCGCAAGAUGCUGACGCUUUGGCAGCGGAGAGUAACCUCUCGCUUUUGCAGGCGAUUUCGCAACAACAACAAAUUGAGCUUGGAAAAUCAAAAGCUACGGCUGUUGAAGAUGUGCCGUCUACCACGCUGGUGACGGGCGUAGUCCACGAUAAGACAGAAGUUGCUGGUGACAACACAACAACGCAAACUGCGACAAUAAUCUACGAAACAAGCGAAACAACAACAACAGUACAAAAUGCGGCCGAAGAGAGCGCAGACACAGCAGAUACGACAACACAACCGUUACCCAGUGCUGCCACAGUGUCAUCCGCAACAACUACACCGCAAGCUGCCUCAGCCAGCACGCUAAGCACAUACCGGUUUCGCAACACACCCACCGUCGCCACCGCAGCCAUCACUCCCAUCCAGAUACCUGCGCGAGGCAGCGCUGCGUAUGAACAAGUCCCAAUUCUUGUCACCACCGUCGUACCGCAGACUGUGGAGAUGCUUUCGGGUGAAGAGGCGACGACGCGUGUCAGCGCCGGCAGUGCGAUCAUGAGUGAUGUGCCGAGUAGUGGCAGCGACACCGACGGCGAUUUAGUGAAUGUUGUCGCGGCCAGCAGCAACAGCGACACCGAUAAUGACAGCAAUAAGUAUAAAAAUGCACCGGCGCGCUCUGAGCCUGCGGAGGCCGCGUCAGUAACGCGUGAUGUAAAUAUCGCGCAAGAAUUGCGAAUGAUUAAUGAAUUGGUGAAGGGCAAUCGACAGGCGACCGCGACAAAAAUGGCAGCUACAAAGACAACAGAAACUGCAGCAGCAACAAUACAAAGUACAACCAUUUCAAUGCUGGCAACCGCAAACGCGCCCGAUUCGGAGGUGCAGCAGUCUGCAAGCGCGGCAGAGAGUGAUCAGCAAGCGAGCGCGAGCGGUGCGGAAGCGGUUGAGGUGCGACAAGACGUUGACGGCGCGACUACAACAACAACAGAAACUGCUACACAAGUGCCUGAUACGUCUACAUUGAACAAGUCUUCGUUGCCUGCGGACAGUGGUAGCGCAAUCAUUGCAACAACAACAGCAACCACGCAAUCACUCUCGUUGACUAAAAUGGAAAGUGCAAAUCAACGCGCCGAGUCUUCUACAGCAGAUAACGCGCAACUUAGCGAAACAUCAAGCAAGAAGCGCGUCGAAGUUGAGAUUCACACGAGCGCCAAACCCGACUUUGAGACCGAGGCUACGGCGACAGACACUGAAUUUAUGGCCGCCACAACGCUGUGGUCGCGGAUUAUGCCCAUCUUUGGUUUUGGUGGCAGCGCCGUCGAUGCAGAAGCAGAUGCACCGGCAACGACAACAACAACCACAACAACAGCCGUCGCAGAGAGCACACCAAUUGGUAGUAUUAGUAGUAAUAGUAGCAGUAUCAGUAGUAGUAGUAGUAAAAGUAAAAAUAGUUUAAGUGUAAAAAGCAGCAGUAUGGAGAAAAACAACAAUAACAACAAUAUAAUUAAUAACAGCAAAAGCGAUUUCGAUACGCCCAGCCGUCGAAAUAGCAAAAUUAUACGAAUCGAUCACUUUAGUGAUAAUAGCGUAGCGGCAGCAACAGCAGCAACAACAACAAACACAUUGGAAGAUACAGCAGCUACAAUAACAAAAACAACAGAUGACUUCGUAAUUGUGCCGGAAGAGCACGAACCCAUAGAACAGUCGGCCUACUGGUGGUUGCCCGCCAAUUGGCGUCUCAAUCGCGACACGACCGAAGAGCAACCGCUGCUCUUCCGCUUGUGGUCCGCCUUUCCUGAAAGCCAAAUGAAAACCAAAGUUAGAACAUAAUUAUCCCAGUUUGUUGCCUCCCACAGCAAUGUCCACCCGAAUGUCUCGCAUGUACGUACGAAAAAAGGGAAAUUGUGUAAGGAAAUUGGCGAAAAGGGAAAUUGGGCUCAGUCAAAUUUUUAAAUGCCUCGGAGCUUUAAAAGCUCUCAAAAUUUGGAGUCGUGUGAACACGGGCCGAGCUGACAUUAAAUGGGGCGGGGUUAGUUUUUCCCUAGAGCACUCGUACAAAUUACAUACACAAACCGCUAGAAAAACAACAACAAUAACAAAGAAAUAAUUAACUUAACGCUUAGUGAAAUAGAGACCAAUGCAAUGAACGUGAAAAAAUAGAAAAUUUUUUAAUAGUUAAUUACAAUUAAACUUGUAGUAGAUAAAUUUUACGAGAGCGCGCGGGGAAGAGGUGUUAAAUACGGAUAUGGGAAGUAGGCAGCGCUAAAGAAUAUGCGCAGAGGUUGAAAUAUUAAUUGUGGCGCGGAAGUGGAUAGAAACUAUGAAAACUCACACAAAAAGCUUGGAAGCGUGAAGACUUAGAGUCUUGAUAUGUAGGUGUGGCGAUAACAAAACAUUUGCUCAUUACUUAAAUUCAUAGAAAAUUUGCAAACCACUCUACUCUGGCACUCUAGUGCAGGCAAAAGUUCAAAAAGCGCUUUGAGAUGUGUCAGCAAAAGUGUAAGCUUCAGAAUUGCGUGUUUUACAGAUUUGUCGUUCGCUACACUUUCAAGAAACGAUGAGAGCUUAUAAUUAUGGAAACUUCUGCUAUAAUUGUGAAUUUGUGCAGAAAAAUUAAAAGUUUUCAUUACCUGCAGCGCAGCUGAAGUACUAGUGAAAGCUGCUAAAAGCGCUUUGAAUUUUUUGUGAGCUAGUGUAAAUGCUUCGAAUGAUUUUUGCGCAAUAUUUGACAAAAAUUUAGAUCAUUGUGUGAAAGCUUCGUUUAAAUAUGAAAGCUCCUAGUUUUUCAAAGCUUUAUUGUUUUUGGAAAUGCUCUGUAUAAAGUAUAGGCAUACAAGUAGGUGGAGUAAAUAUUUCAAAUUUCAACUAAACUAAAAUAGCUUUAAGCUUCUCACGUAACUAAACUUCUUUGCGCUUUUUACGCUUUUUUUUCAAGUUUCAAAAAUGCGUAAGAUUUUUUAUAUGGAAGAGUUGGUUCGUAUAGAAACUGGCAACAAAAACGAAAAAAAAAAAUUGUAAAAAAAAAUAUUUGUGCUGAUGUUAGCUUGUAUGUUUUAAAUAGUAAGCCAUUGUUGCUGUUGUUAUUGUAUUGUUUUUGUUGCUGCUGUUAUAUAGAUUUUCGUUUUACAUUACAAAUACUACGACACAAACAUAUAAUAAAAUUAAAAACUCAUAAAAAUUAUUCCCCUUUGUAUUUGUUGUAUUAAAUAUAAGUAACGUACAUAGUACCUAACAGUGUUAUUGUUGUUGCUGCUGCUGCCACUGCUGCUGCUAAGGUUUCACGAGCAUUUAAGCUCACAUAUACAAAUGUAAGUACACAGAUACAACAACAACAAAGCAUACAAGAACAAAAUAAAAUAUAACCGUUUUUUAUGAAACUGCACGCAUUUCGUAUGAGGUCAUUCGCCGUUUUGCAUGCCUCCGAAGUUAUUUGGGAAAAUUUCCAAAUGAUUUAAAGAUCGUAAAACACUUACAAAAAUAAUAUGUGAGCGAUACAAUGUUUUUCUUUCAUGCAUAUUUACCAUAUAUGCAAGUGCUUUCAUGUAUGUAUUCAUAUUAGGAUGGUACUAAAAAAAAAUCAAAUUAGUGAUUAUUCUCCAAUAUGAGACCCUUUAUUGAUAUAUUGGUGUUAUGACUUUGAAAUUUUAUUCGCGAUCAGUGUCAAUUAAGGUUUACCGAACAGGUAUCAAAGUUCAAAUUUUCUAUGAGCUCCUUAAAACUAUUUUGUUUCGUUAUUCAAUAGGCUAAAAUCAUGAACACAGUACCCAAGUGUAUUUCUUUUUAAUUAAAGCACCGAAUGGUGACAGUUAAGCGCUGUUACAUAAGGCUCAAAUUUCAAAUAUCAAAGCAAUUUACGUAAAAUGUUUUUUUUUUUCUAAAUUUAAGGAGCACCCUAAUUUAUAUAUCUGUAAUUAUACAUGUUGUUUAAGGGUUAAAAGUACAGAAAUUUCCGAAAUCAGAUUUAAACAAAAAUUUCUACAAUUUAGGACCACCCUAUUUUUUACAUAUAUGCGAUUUUGUGUGUUCAACAAAAGCCAAAUUCUAAAUAUCGCGCAAAUAUUAAAAAAGAUAAUUUCCAUAUUUAAUGAUCACCCUAACUUUGACUUUUUGCGCACGUACCACGGCAUUUAAAUUACCAAAAGCCAGCAUCAAUUCGCCUAUUACAUAUACACCUACACAAAUAUAAAAUGCACACUUGAUUGCCUCCAUGUAUUUCCUUAUUUUUCGUUCUUUAUCAAUAAUCGUUGCCUCCGCGACAGUGACACAAAACGGCGAAUGCCAUUGCAAUAUUUACCAAAUGUGAUGUAAUGCAAAGUAUAAGCGAAAAUUUAUUUGUGUUAAGUAAACACAUGUGUUUUUUUUUUAAUUUUAAAUGAAAGAAAUUAAUUUUGUUUAUAUGUAAUUAUUUAUACAAUUUACUAUGUAAGUUUGUAUGUAAUAAUUUUAAGUGAAUAUCUAUAUAUAUAUAUACCUGUACAUCUAUCUAACUAUCAUCAUAAGAUUUAUUAUGUAUUAUAACAAUAUUCUGUGUAUAAAAAUAACUGUAAAUGUCAAAUUUUAAGCGAAAAUUUUCUAACUAAGUAGUAAACAACACAAUUAAGUCCUAAUAUAAUAUAUCUUGUGUCCCGAACUAUUUUUUUUUGUAAAAAUCUAAAAAGCCCUUAAAAUGUGUGUAUACAUAUAUCUGCCACUAAUUGAAAUGGCCUGAUUUUAUGUGAAAACUCGGCGUAUUUGUAUGUGUAAGAGCUAGCAAAGUUGUAUUAAAAUCAAAUUUGUUAAAAGGAAAUACGCAGCAUUUAAGUCAGCCCAUUAUAACUGUUACAUGGUAGACAUAUGUAUAUUGUCUACUGUAACUGUUAUAUAUGCAAAUAUGAGCGUAGAUUAUUUUAUUGCAUGAUACAUCACAAUUUGUUUAAUAAAAAAAUAGUUAUACUGGCAAAAUAAAUCGUUUACAAAUAUAGUGAGCGCUUAAAAACUUUAUUAAGCGAGCUUUUGAUAACUUUCCGAAAGGGAAUUCCAAUAUUGAUUAACAUCUUUUAUGAUGUUAAGCAAGUUCAGCAACUUAUGGUGAUGCUGAACAUACCUCUAGCUCAAAAAUAAAAUAAAGUAAAAGCUUAAAUGAAGGCGGAAGCUUUGGAGAAACUGGAAGAGAACGCCUUUAAGAGGUACAAUUUAAAACAAAAUUAAAGCUUAAAUUAAAACAUACAUCAAGAUGAAAGCGUUAAAUAAUGCCAAAGCUUUAUGUGAAAGCUGAGAACAAUGUGAGUGCUUUUCAGAAUUAAAGUUUGUAAUAACACAAAAACUUAAUUUAAGGUAUAAAUCAAGAUGAAAGCUUUAAAGCUUUUUGUGAAAGCUGAGAACAAAGUGCAGGUUUAAAUAAAAGUGACAGCUUUUUACAUUUUGAAGGCUUUAAACCAAAUUAAAUCGCACAUAAAAACGAAAUUUAAAAUUUUCAAAAAAAAAAAACGUCAUUUAUGUCAAAAUAAAACGUGUAAAUGUGAAAGUAUUAAAAAACGACCGAUUAAGCUUGAAGCUUUCAAAAGGAUGAAAAAAAUGGCAUAUAAAUAUUAAAUCUUUCAAAAGGAUGAAAACACUAAACAGUUAAAGCUUAGCUCGAAGUGCCAACAUUAAACUUAGAAAAGUUUAAAACAAGGAAUAUGAAAGUGCAAAACACACUGAAAGCUGGAAACAAAGCUAACGUUAGAAACCAGGUGAAAGUUUUGGUAAAAUAAAAGCUUGUGCAAAGCGAAAGUUUUCAACGGCACGUCAAGGUGAAAGCUUAUGUAAGCUAGAGUUUUUUGAUAAUUAAGUGUCAUAUGUCAAAGCGAAAGCGGUUACAAAAGUGAAAGCUUGAAUCAAAAUCAACUUAAGUAAAGUGAAAGCUUAAAUGCUAGCCAAAUAUAGAAGAAACUUGUUACAAGAAAGCUUGCUUCAAAUAAGGAAAAAAUGCAAUGUACCAUGUAAAAAAACUGGAAACGAAACAAAAGCUUCCCAACUGGCGACAGGUUGAUGAAAAUAAUACUACAACAAGCUUAAUCAAUGCUUAAGGAAAACUAUAUUACAAUUCUUAUUCUUUGUACGCAUAGAGAUGCAUUAUCUAUAGGAAGCGUACAAUAAUAUAAAUUUUCAAGAAAGCUUUAUAAGAUUUGCAGUGAAAGUUGAGAUGAAACCUGUAUGUUAAUCCUUAUUUAAUAAAACUCCUUCACACGCUAUUUUCACAUCAGAGAUUUAUAUUUUUGUGCCCAUAUAAACGUAUGUAUGUAAUAAAUUGAUUUUUCUACAAGAAGUGAAAGAAAAAUAUAGUUAUCCUUAAAGGGUUAUUAUACUCACUUGCAAGUUAGAAACAAAACGUUUUUUCUCCCUAAAUUUUGUGAAAAGUCAUUUUACUUCGUUAAGAAGUAAAAAUAAUGUACGUUUACAAAAUUUUAUGUACUUUAAAAAUCGGAGAUUCUUUUUGAAAAAUUUUCGAUCGUCUUGAUCCUGUAGCCGAUCUUAAGCAGGACGAGUUUUCUGCUUGAAAUUAUCUUUAAUUCAGAAAAUUCAAAGUCGAUCGAUCUAGACGUUGCGGAGAAAUUUUCCUCACCGACACUGUCGCAACAAAAAACGCAAGAUUUUGCAAAAUAUUUUUUUUAACCUGACUACUUUCUGACUUCAAUCAUUAUGAGAAACUUUCGUCGAAAAUUUCAAAUUGGUUAAUAUAUUCACCAGAUAAUAUAUUAAAUUUAAUUUCAUACAAUUUAUACAAAAAAACUUCCAAUUUUACUUUAGUAUGCAUAUUAGAGAGAAAUUGAAGACGUUCGAAUAAAAAAUGUGAACCACAUUAGGUUAAAAUUUGAUUUUGUGCAAUAUUUAUUUACACAUAGUGCUAUAAAAGCGCGACCAACUGAGCUUAUGCUGCGUUUACACUUACCCGACAUCUUUUGUACUUCGACUUUAGACUAACCGUCGUUACAACUUAACUACAAAAGCAGAAAUAGCGACACAUACGAGUACCUAUAGUCAGACAUAUAUACAUAGCAAUGUGCUUGUGUGUGUGUAAACAGAGCUUAAAAUUAAUGAAGGCCAACAAAUACUAAAACAAUUGCUAGUUAUUAUUAUUUACGAAUGCAUUUUAGCGCAUUUGCUACCCAAUGCUAACGGUGAUUUUCUGCAUCACAACAAUUUUUUAGUCAGCGAGGAAUUUGCAAUAAAUAUAUUUUAUAUUUUUAGUAACAAAAUGUAAAAAUAAAUUAAGAAAAAUGUAAAACUGUUAAUAUCAAAUAUGCAUAGCCAUUUAUUAAGCUAACAAAUAAAUAACGGUAUAAGCUGUGUAGCUUUAGAAAAAAUGUAAAAUAAAUUAUGCAAGGUUGUAUAACAACUACAACAACCUUACAAUGCAGAAUUUAUUGAAAAUGUUAAUGAUAUUUUUCGCAUACCGAAUUUAGACUUGGCUUGAAAUUUAAAACUUUUCAAUUUUAAAUAUUCGAGUUAUGCAAAUUAUUUUCACUCCGCUUACCACCCACUCUGGUGGUUCUGGCUUUCGAAGUGGAAAUAUUUUCAAUUGUUCGACAGCACUACUUAAUAACUUUUUAUCCAAACAUUUCUAUUUUUAAUAAAUAAUCAGAAAUCUAUAUUAUAUAUUUGUAUAUGUAUGUAUAUGUGUAUUUGUGUAAAUAAAAUAUUUUUGUAAGUUUUACUAUAAAUCACGAACUAACGGCGACGGCAUUGCAAACAUGUCAUUGUGUGUGUAUUUGUGCGCCAACCAAGCAAUAAAUGGGCGAACGCUAAUAACGUGUAACACAAUAUUUACAAAAAUGAAAA
Bactrocera oleae (olive fruit fly) is the source of this 10679-nucleotide messenger RNA. It is a transcript of the gene fog, whose product is annotated as folded gastrulation. The record is from RefSeq and is a predicted model, not a curated record. NCBI's taxonomy places the organism in Eukaryota, Metazoa, Arthropoda, Insecta, Diptera, Tephritidae.